CCGAGGUCUUCCUGCCCAGGGGCACCAUGGCUUGGCCCCGCAUUUCCAGCACUACCAUGGCCGUCCUCUUCCUGGUCCAGACGGGCCUCCUGCUCUACCUGUAUUCGCACCACAACCACCUGCUGCCCCCGUUCAGGGAGAAGCCGGCCCACGUCCACGUGCUGAUCCUGUCUUCCUGGCGCUCGGGCUCCUCCUUUGUGGGCCAGCUCUUCAGCCAGCACCCGGACGUCUUUUACCUGAUGGAGCCGGCCUGGCACGUGUGGGUGACCCUCUCCCAGAGCAACGCCGAGGUGCUCCACAUGGCCGUGCGGGACCUGGUGCGCUCCGUCUUCCUCUGUGACAUGAACGUGUUCAGCGCCUACCUGCCCUGGUACCGAACCCUGUCGGACCUCUUCCAGUGGGCCGUCAGCCGGGCCCUGUGCUCCCCGCCGGCCUGCAGCGCCUUCCGCAGAGAGGACAUCACGAGCGAGGCCGCCUGCAAGAGCCGCUGUGGGCAGCAGCCCUUCCAGGCCCUGGCCAAGGCCUGCCGCUCCUACAGCCACGUGGUGCUCAAGGAGGUGCGCUUCUUCAACCUGCAGGUGCUCUUCCCGCUGCUGACCGACCCCUCCCUCAACCUGCACAUCAUCCACUUGGUCCGGGACCCGCGGGCCGUGCUCAAGUCCCGGGAGCAGUCGGCCAAGGCCUUGGCGCGGGACAACGGCAUCGUGCUGGGCACCAACGGGACCUGGGUGGAGGCCGACCCCGGGCUGCGCGUGGUGCAGGAGGUGUGCCGCAGCCACGUGCGCAUCACCGAGGCGGCCCUGCACAAGCCGCCGCCCUUUCUGCGGGGCCGCUACCGCCUGGUGCGCUUCGAGGACUUGGUGCGCAACCCGCUGGUCGAGAUCCGAGGCAUGUAUGACUUCGCCGGCCUUCGCCUCACGCCGCAGCUGGAGGGCUGGAUCUACAACAUCACGCACGGCCGGGGGCCUGGUCAGCUUCAGGAGGCCUUCAAGAUCACCUCCCGGGACGCUCUCAACGUCUCCCAGGCCUGGCGCCAAGCGCUCCCCUUCCCCAAGAUCCACCGGGUACAAGAGCUGUGUGCCGGGGCCCUCCGCGCGCUGGGCUACCGGCCCGUUGACUCUGAGAAGGAACAGAAGGAUCUCGCUCUGGAUUUAGUGCUUCCCCAGGGAAGGAGCAAGUUCAGCUGGACCUCCUUUGCGUCUUCUGAUGCGCGAGAAAAGUAGGACGCAAAGCCCGUCUACACUUCCUGGGCCCUGGGAAGCUUUUCCUUAUGCACGUUGUAAAACCAUCCGCUACCUGGAGCGUUCCCUAGUCGCCUAAAUGGAAGGAGGGGCCGCCUGGGAGAGAAAAGCUGGGUGAUCUCAACAGUAGAAGAGGAUUUCCCCACUAAUACUCAGAUUUGCUGAUGCGGGGAACAGUUUUAUACGGAUAAUACCCAAUUGAUAGGGUUUUUUUUUUAAAGUUUCAAAGCACCAUUGAUUUUUCUCUCUUUACUAUAAUUUUUCUUUGGCUUCUUUUUAGUGGAGCAAAUCUUUUAUUUCCUUCCUACCAGUCCUCAUCCCCUUUUUCCUGUUAUCUUUUGAUAACCUGGCCAACCUAUCUACCUAUAGCAUGGGGAGAGGGGGAGGGAAUGAGUUAUAUGAUGCACCACCAGCUGCCUCUAUAAAAGUUAU
This is a messenger RNA of Antechinus flavipes (yellow-footed antechinus), 1673 nucleotides long. RefSeq names its product carbohydrate sulfotransferase 6-like. The record is from RefSeq and is a predicted model, not a curated record. Gene Ontology annotation, cellular component: Golgi membrane. Bases 27 to 1223 code for a protein of 398 amino acids. Gene Ontology annotation, molecular function: N-acetylglucosamine 6-O-sulfotransferase activity. Gene Ontology annotation, biological process: keratan sulfate proteoglycan biosynthetic process; N-acetylglucosamine metabolic process; carbohydrate metabolic process. The transcript has a single exon. NCBI's taxonomy places the organism in Eukaryota, Metazoa, Chordata, Mammalia, Dasyuromorphia, Dasyuridae.